This is a messenger RNA of Gasterosteus aculeatus aculeatus (three-spined stickleback), 5947 nucleotides long. Lineage: Eukaryota; Metazoa; Chordata; Actinopteri; Perciformes; Gasterosteidae. The record is from RefSeq and is a predicted model, not a curated record.
CGGACGGAACGUUUGAACGGCGAUUUGGCGACAUUUAAACCGCCGGUUUGCGGUGGACGCGGCGCGUGCGGAGACGUUAGACGUUCACGACUAAACAGCACGUACGGCACCAUUUGGACGAUGCGCUCGAGCGAGACCGUCUCCAAAUGCGUGUGCCGGGCGGCCGCCAGCGUUUGACUGACAUACAUCUGGGGUUUUCUGUUGAAGGUUGGUCCCCCGCAGCCCCCGGUAGCGAUGGAAGGAGCCGUUUUGCCGCCCCGUCUGGACGAAUUCAUGCGGAGCGCACUCGUCACUUGGGUGAGGACAUUCGUGCCACUAGAUGGGGACAUGAACUUUGACUUCUCUGUACUACUGGACGGAGUCUUUUUGAAUGAUGUCAUGACACAAAUAAAUCCCUCAGCUACACCUGCAAAGAAAGUGAGCAGGGAUCCGAGUCAGAGGACGCAGAACCUGAACGUUCUCGUCCAGCGAAUCAAAACAUAUUACCAGGAUAACCUGAGACAAUUUAUCAUGAUUCCUUUGCCAAACGUGUUGCUGCUUGGCAGGACUCCUUACUGUGAACAAAGUCCGGAGGAAAUGAAUAAGCUUUUAAUGCUUCUGUUGGGAUGUGCAGUUCAGUGUGAGGAAAAAGAGGAAUACAUUGAGAGGAUCCAGACACUUGAAACAAAAGCUGCCAUAGCUGCACACAUUCAUGAGGUGACCCACAGUCAGGAGAACGUGCUGGAUCUGCAGUGGUUGGAGUCCAGCGAGGUUCACCCGACUGACUUUGAGGUCGCAGCGAGGAACCUGGCCACGCACCUGCAACGUGUGCUGGACCAGAGGGACACCCAUCUGGAGACUAUAGCGCAGCUCAUGCAGGAAAAGGAAGGUGUGGUUAGUCUGCUCAACAGCCCCUCCAGCCCGCAGUCUGGCAGCUACUCCCCCAGCAUGCAGCAGCAGACAGGUACUCAACAACACCUGUCUGUGGAGCUGGCCGACUCUAAGGCCAAGAUCAGACGACUUCGACAAGAACUAGAGGAGAAGAGUGAGCAGAUGCUGGACUGCAGACAUGAGCUGGAGAACAUGGAGGUGGAGCUGAAGAGGAUCCAGCAGGAGAACUCCCAACUGCUGGUAGACGCCCGCGCAGCGCGCACGUACCGGGACGAGCUGGACGCCCUCAGAGAGAGAGCCAUGAAGGCAGACAAGCUGGAGAGCGAAGUGGGACGCUACAGAGAACAACCCAAGAUGGAGGUCUGCAAAGCCAAAGUGGAGGAGUUAAAGGAGGAUAACAGAGUGCUACAGGAGACCAAGGAGGUGCUGGAGGAUCAGUUGGCAGGCUGGAGAGCAAGCUCCGAUAGAAUACACCAUCUGGAGAAGCACAGUCUGCUGCUGGAAACCAGGGUCCAUGACAUGGAGCAGGAGAGGGAGGCGGAGCGAAAGCGCACUGAGGAGCUGCAGGACGAGAACCUGGCUCUGUCUUUGGCUCAAAGGAGGUUAAUGGAGGAGUCCCAGCACCUGGGCUGGGAGUUAGACCAGCUUACCAAGACCACUGAGAGCUCUCAGGGCCACCAGACUCUGAGCGACGAGGUGAGUGAGAGGACCUGCAGUCGCAUGCUGAAGCUGGAGAAGGAGAACCAAAGUCUCUCAAAGACCAUAGAGGAACUGAGAGCUGCCUCCAUUAACAAUAACACACGGACGAAACAUGGCCACCGCCUUGAGCGUGAUGUCUUCCAGGAGACCUGUAGCAUCGGCAACCUUAACUUAGGGGAACCCACAUACUGUCAUCAGCUAUUCCCUGCAGAAGAUCUGGAGCAAGUCCAGAGUGAAAUCCUCCUCACAGAAAAUCCAGACCUUCUUGCGCGGGAGAAAGGACAGCUAGAGGACGUGGACCAAGGAGACCAUUCAAAAGAAGGGAUGUCUGAUCUGAAGGUCUUAGAAAACAAUCACAAUAGGCGCCAUUGUUUUGUUGGGUCGCGUGAUCACUCCCCGGGCUCAAAGGACUGCAGUCCCUGCCAUGACAGCAUCUUCAAAGGUCUGCCAACACAUUCCUCCUAUGCCAGAAAGCACACACAACUGGAGGCCAAGUGCAGGGCCUUGGACCUUGAGAGGACAAUUCAGCGUCUAGAGGCAGAGGUUCAGGAGCUGGAGGCAGAGAACCAGAUUCCGCAGGCCAAUUUUGAAGAAAUUCGGAUCUCCGCGCGGCGCCUGGAGCAACUGGAAACAGAUAAGCAAAGUCUGGAGCAGGAAACCACAACCUUCGAGCGGGAAAAGAGGCAUCUAGAGAAAGAGAAUCGGGGUCUCCGCCAGCAGGCUGAGAUCCAGGAAGCCAAUUUAGACAGCAGCAAUGUGAGCAUGGCCGGCCUGGAAAGGGAGAUGCCUUUUCUAGUGAAGGAGGUGGAGGGGACUGCUGAGAGGGUCAAAGGCCUGGAGAGAGACAACCGAGAACUGACCAAGCAAGCCGCUAUCGACCAGAGGACCCUGGCCACCCUCCGGGAGGAGCUGGUCAUCGAGAAGCUGAAGACCCAGCAGAGAGAACUGCUGUCGAUGGUCCAUGAUUUUGAAAUGAGGGUCCUCAACCAGGAGAGUGUGCAGCAGGCUGAAGAGGAGGCCCCAGACAACAGGAGGUUCAAGAUGCAGGAGUCAGAAUUAGAGUCGUCUCUGAAAAAAUCUCUUCGGAUUAAAGAUGACAAGAUGGCAGCGUUAGAGCCGCGUCUGCUGGAAUCCUCCACCCUGAGCCUAGAGCUCAAGACUGUGAGGCUGAGCUAUGAGGCCUUGCAGCAGAGGCUGGAGGAAGAGUGGACGGCGUCGAGUUCCACCCCGCCCCGAGAGACUGGCAAGGCAAUGGGCGAAUGGCUUCGUGAAAGCCAGGAGGCCACCAAGGAACUGCUGAAGCUCAAAGACCAUCUCAUUGAAGUGGAGAGGAAUAAUGCCACACUUGAGGCAGAGCGCCAGGCAAUGCAGGCCCAGCUGAGGCAGCUGGAAAAUCAGUCCGACAGUCAGCAGGCUCAGGUCCUCGCCCUGCAGAGGCAGGCCGCCACACUGCAGGAGAACAACACAGCCCUGCAGACACUCAACGCAAACCUGCAGGUGGAGAAAUACACACUGAACUCACAGAGUGCUUCCCUCAUGGCCCAGAAUGCUCAGCUGCAGCAGCAGCAGUCAGGAACAGAAAGCGAGCGGGACAAUGCCACGCGGGAACUUGAGGAGCUGCGCGCUGUUCAGGAGCAGCUGUUAAGAGAUCACAAGCUGCUGGCGGAGCUGCAUGAAUGGCAGACCAUGGAUUACGAGGCCCUGAUAGACAAGCAUGGCUGUUUGAAAAAAGCCCAUUUCGCGCUGACGCUGGAGUAUCGUACCAUGCAGGACAGCCUGUUGCAGCAACGGACCAAGCUAGAAGAUCUGGAGAAAGUUCUGAAGGAGGAGCAGAUGAGGAUGGCUUUGGAGAAAGAGCAGAAUAGGACCACCGCUGCUGAGUGCUGCAGGCUCCGCGAUGAGAAGGACCGGCUGAACCUCACGUACCGUCAGCUUGUUAACGACAAGGAGUCACUGACGGCCGAUCAUAAAGAGCUGAAGAGCCAGCUGAACGAGGCCAAGCUGGAGCACACCUGGUUGGAGGCGGACUUUUCCAAACUCAAGAAGGAGUUUCAGCAGCUGAACAUCACCUCCACGAAGCUCACCAACCAGUGUGAGCUGCUGAGCCAGUUGAAGGGCAACCUGGAGGAAAAGAGUUGCCUCCUGCUCGGCCAGAUCGAGACCCUCAUGCUACAGAACCGAACCCUGCUGGAGCAGACUAUGGAGAGCAAGGAUCUGUUUCACGUUGAAGAGCGACAGUAUAUUGACAAGCUUAAUGAUUUGAGGAGACAGAAGGAGAGGCUGGAAGAAAAGAUAAUGGACCAGUACAAGUUUUAUGAGCCAUCGCCUCCACGUCGACGUGGAAACUGGUUUGCUUUAAAAAUGAAGAAGUUGAUUAAGUCGAAUAGCCAUGAGCAUGGACCCGACCGCCCACCGACCCCCACGCACUCAGGCGUCGCUGAGCUGCACCUCUCCAACUCCUCCAUCGGCGCUGACGGCUCUGGAGCCUCGGGCGCCACCUCAGCAGGUGAUGCCGUCUCACCCCAACGUAACAGCACCACCAAAAUGUUUCCCCGUAUGAGGAACAGGCUGAAGGACAGAAAAAAAGUCAAGUCCCUCUUCCAGCGUUCUAUGUACAAGGAUGCAAAUGAUGGCGCUGUGCCAUCUGGAUCUGAGGACAACGGCGAGCUGCAAAAUCACGGGAUGAAUGGCGUGGAGAGUCGAGCCCAGAGCGAGAGCAGUGGUGAGUUCACUGUGAGCCUGGAGAAUGAGCCGUGGUCGAAUGGCAGCAGCCCUGUCCAGCAGCCCCCGUCACGUUGCUCCUCCUCCUCCUUCCAGUCCCCCAGCGACACCUCCACCCCCCAACACACACGGAAGCAGCACAAGGAAGAGGAAACUGCUACCAUGCCCUUCACCAACAGCCCACGUUCAGUUAUCCAGUCCUUACCAAAACAGAAAAAUCCUGUGAUUUCUGAGGACUUCUGGCUCACAAAGGGUACAAAGAGCAUCCAAAGGGGGUCAAGAGGGAAAGUGACACGUCGGUCCUCAGAUUCAGCUGGCGCCGUCAAAACAAACCCAGGGCUCAAUGGGAUAACUUCAAACUCGUCCUCUAACAAAGCUGAAACAACCCGGGCCUUAGCUUGUUCACCUAUCACAGUGCUGUAUGUUCAGGGCAAAUCUUCCUCAAUGUCUGGCUGCCUCAACUGCUUCUCCACCCCUCUCGGGAAAGAGUGGCGAGGGAAGGGGUCAAGGUUGCCGAAAAGUCUCCCCCGAGCCAGCGGUGUCAUUUCCACCGCGGAAGGAUCGUCCCGACGCUGCAGUGUAAAUAGUGACUGCAGGGUGACCGUCAAGACUGACCCGCUCUCCAUUCAGGUGUCAGAUAACGGCAGUAAACGGGUGGAAGCCCCGAGUCAACCUGAACCUGAGGCGAAUAACAGUGAGCCUGACCCAAUGCCUCCUGUCAAACCUCCCAGAGACCCAACAGUUGUUCCCACAGACAACCCCAAAUCUCCCGGGAAGGAGUCCCUUCUUGGCUCUUCUUUCACUUUCCAAUCGGUCUUCUCCAACACCAUUUUCAGUGAAUCUGUGGUCACGACCAUGACCGGUUUGGAGACCCUUGAAAACAACCAGAUAUCUCCCUGUCCGAAUCCAUCUCUGGUCCAAAAUGGUCCCCUGGAGAGCCAGGAGUCGUCUCCUAACGAACCACAAACGUUGCUCGGCGUGGUUGAUGAGCAGAGUCAAAAUGCAGAACACGCACCUGCGCAGGAGGAGCAUGACGAGCCCCUCACGAGUGCAUGAAAGCAGCCGUCACAUAAUUGAAUAUUGUGUAGUUGAAUACAUGUGGUAUCUGCAAGGCCACUUUUCAUCACGUCAACAGAAGCACACAAUUAAGAGUCGCUGUAAUGUAGUAAGUAUGAAUGCCUGAGCACAACAUAUGCCUAAAGGGUAUUUUUAGGAUAUUCUUUCCCACACAGAUGUUGUAUCAUUCGUUGUAUACCUGAGUAAUAGUUCACAGUAUUAUCUUUCCAUUUGGGUUCCAUUCUGGUUGUCUUUUUGGACAAUUCGGUUUCAUACAACUUAAUAAAGUAUGGAUCAAUGCCCUUCUUUUGCCCAUUUUAAAUUAAAUUGUUAGGACAUGAACCUGUUUACUUUACCACAAUGAAAAUCAUGUGAUGUAACAUUUGUGUUUGCCAAAAUUUGACUAAUUUUUGCUUUUUAUAUUUAUCUGUUAUGUCUGAUUUUUCUAAGUUAUUACGUGUUGAUUUCUGUGUCUGUAAGAUUUAAAUGUGAGCAUUGGGUAAAUGUGACAUUCAUAUCUGUGAAACUGUAAAUCUUGUAAAUUAGGAUGUGUACCUGAAUGCUAUUUUACCUUAAAUAAAGAAACCCUCUAUGCAUAAUA